GUACAAGGUGUUCUUUGGGCUGAUCCUGUACCGCAAGAGGUACCGCAAGGUCAUCGGUACUCAAUGGAUAACGCUAUGGCGGCACUCAGUGAUCUGCGCUCGCAGCUAGAGAACGAAAGGAAGGAGACGCAGAAGGAUUUACGGAAGUUGCUGGACAAGGAUAGUAAGCGACUGCAACAUGUGGCGCCUGCUACAGGCAGGCAGUCGCGUAAACAGACGAGGUCUCGAACUUUGGAAGAUGAUGAUGGGGCGGUAUCGUCUGGAGGAGACACGGACGGUGACUUCAAGGUAUUAAGCGCUUCAAAUGUCACAAACAUGGACAAAUUGCGGCUAAUUGUCACAAAGGUGGGAAGUGACUGGCGGGGUCGUCGGGCGCGACAGUCGAAGAGAAGGCGUAAGCUGGGAGUGUGA
Sphaeroforma arctica JP610 is the source of this 411-nucleotide messenger RNA. RefSeq lists its product as hypothetical. The record is from RefSeq and is a predicted model, not a curated record. The annotation marks the transcript as partial. Lineage: Eukaryota; Ichthyosporea; Ichthyophonida. The transcript has a single exon.